Folsomia candida is the source of this 945-nucleotide messenger RNA. Its product is annotated as trypsin-1. Gene Ontology annotation, biological process: proteolysis. The record is from RefSeq and is a predicted model, not a curated record. Gene Ontology annotation, molecular function: serine-type endopeptidase activity. The transcript has 4 exons. Bases 1 to 807 code for a protein of 268 amino acids. NCBI's taxonomy places the organism in Eukaryota, Metazoa, Arthropoda, Collembola, Entomobryomorpha, Isotomidae.
AUGACGUUGCCUUCGGCUCCUUGUGUUUUGGCUCUGGUACUGACCACAGUACUCGCAAAUAAGGUUUCAGGAAAAAUAACUGGGGGCAGCGACGCUCGACUCAGAGAGUUUCCUUAUUCUGUGAGCCUUAGAACAUACGACUUUGAAGGGUUGGGUCACUUUUGUGGCGGAGCAAUUGUGAGUCCAAGUCUUGUGAUCACUGCUGGUGCCUGCACUGAUCCAGCCAGCCCAAAAAUUGAUGAGAUAGUUGCUGGAACACUGAACAGGGUGAUUGCCUAUCCUGGCCAACAAGUACGAAAACCAAGGACCAUAGUUCCACACCCUGGAUACACAUUUCCGCCAUACAAUGACAUCUCCCUUAUCUUCCUUGACGAACCCUUUGUGUUUCACGAAAAUAUUUCUGCAGUUGCCCUGCCAGAAGUUAAUCAAACCACAUAUCCAAAUCCGGUUGUGGUAAAUGGCUGGGGGGCCGAGCAGUACGGUUUACCAAUGUCAGAAGUGCUACAACGUGUCACAUUGGACACUUACAGUGACGAGUAUUGUGCUGAAUUCAUGAAUGCAGAGGUUCCUCCGAGCCUUCUCUGCGCUGGGACGAAUGAAGGUGGGAUUGGCGCCUGCAUUGGGGACGCUGGUGCUCCAGUGACUGCCACGACCGACAAAGUAUACUUGGCUGGGGUAUUGUCGCAUUUUGGAUGCACUGAUUCCCAGUGCUGCGGUUUUCCUGGUCCAAUGAAUCAUAACCCGGAAGUUGUACAUUACCUGGAAUGGAUUCUGCAGCAGAACAGGAUUCAUAAUGGGGGCUUGUGACGACUUUAUGCAGCCUCGCAGUAAUCGAUAGCUCACCUAUUUUAAAACCAGCUUCAAUUUGUACUCAAAUGUAAAUAGUUGUAAUUUGACAGGGGUAGCAUGUGCAUAAUAAAUGUCUAGUUAAGUAAUUGAAUUGAA